Molecule: messenger RNA, 1550 nt
Organism: Culex quinquefasciatus (southern house mosquito)
Lineage: Eukaryota; Metazoa; Arthropoda; Insecta; Diptera; Culicidae
Gene: SiaT
Product: beta-galactoside alpha-2,6-sialyltransferase 1
Exons: 5
Coding region: 388-1410 (340 amino acids)
Molecular function (GO): sialyltransferase activity
Source: RefSeq, a predicted model, not a curated record
UAGAUUGUGUCUGGUUUUCCUUGGCUGGAGGAAAAUCUUGACUCGUGAAGUUUCAUUCAUCUCGCGAGUACCAUGGCAACUGGAGGCUUAUCAUCUUUCUGAAGGAAAAUGUCUUCCAGGACGUUGGUUUCUUGACCAAUCGGAAUUAUUUGGGCUGUGAAGUGUGAGCUAAUUCAGUUAACCGUCGUGUCUAACCAAGUUUAUGCAUUCAGAUGCUGUGGAAAGGUUUCUGUCGGAGGAUUUCAGACCCUACACAAGUGGAUUUGCAGUGACUUUUGCAGCUUGUCUUCGACAACCGGAAAGGAGUGAUCAUUUUUCGUCUUUUGAGUUUAAGUCAUGCCAUAAUAAUUACCCAGUUCACAAACCUCUCCACCUCAACACACCAUAAUGCUGCGCAACAACUUCGACGCAACAUUAUGGCUGUUACUGGUUGCAUACUUCUGCGUCACACUUGACUCAUCCAUCCUACGAGAUGUCUCAGCAAACCGCAACCGUCGCAGCGUCUUGUUCGUCAAACUGAACGCCAGCGAGCGGCAGCUGAAGGCUGGUGCCGAAAAACCCUCGAUCCGAACCAAGGAAGAGGACGCCCCACGGACGCGACCAUACUUCAGCACAUCCAAAAAGUCCUACGUGGCACUGGACACGGCCCGAUUCCUUUGCGACGACCCAGAAUCGCCCAACUGCGCCAACAAGACAUCGAUCUACAAGUCCAAGGUGGUGUACGAGCUGAAGCGAGUCCUCAAGGAGUCGUACGAGGAAAAUGAUUUCUACCGGGUUCAGUACAGGGACGAAGAUCGGAUCACUGAGGAAACUGAACUUUGUCGGCUGACGCGAGCCGACGUUAGGACAGUCACCUGGCGGGAUUCACCCUUCGAUUGGAACGAAAUUGGUCGAUACAUCCCGCCGGGGCCACUCUUUCGGGAGCGGAACGCAACGUGUGCUAUUGUGUCCAGUGCUGGUUCGCUGAAGGGGUCCAGCCUAGGCAGCUUUAUCGAUGGGCAUGACAUCGUGAUGAGGUUCAACCACGCUCCGACCGUGGGCUACGAGCACGACGUCGGGAGUAAGACCUCCGUUAGGGUUGUGAACUCGCAGGUCGUGGUGAAGCCGGAGUUUGAACUGCUCACUGCCAGUCUGUUCCGGAACGUGUCGAUUGCGGCGUGGGAUCCGGGGAAGUUUAAUCAGUCGUUGAAGGAGUGGAUUGAAACUCGGACUUCAACUUGUUUGAAAAUUUCAAACAGUAUCACCAGAAAUAUCCUGGGGCCAACUUCCACCUGGUUGAUCCUCGCAGCAUCUGGCGAGCAUGGAGUGCUCUUCAGGACAAGACCAAGGUUAAAAUCAUCCGUAACCCUCCUACCUCUGGCUUCAUCGGUUUGGGACUGCUCCUUCCCGUGUGCCGUUACGUGCACAUGAUCGAGUACAUCCCGAGCAGCAGGAUGAACGGCCUCUGCCACUAUUAUGACGACGAGAUCAACUCGGCCUGCACGUUCGGGUCGUGGCACCCGUUGGCCGCGGAGAAGCUGUACGUUCUGCGCAUGAACACGGCCACCGAU